UGGUUCUUCCGCACGCUGAUUUAAUUUGAGUACGAAUCCCAAGCAAGGUAGUCGUCCUAGCCCCCCUUAGUAAACCCCCGAACUGAACGCAGGCAUCUACAUUGAGCUUAUACAGAGGAGUGCCUGCUGCUCCAUCCCCGUGUCUACUAUAGCUCCUGCCCAUUUAACCCUUCUCUCUGCUCUCUCCCUCCCUCCUUCUCUCUCUCUCCCUCCUUCUCUCUCUCUCUCUCUCUCUCUCUGAAAUAUGCCAUUUGUUGGCGGGAAAAAGCCUCUAUCACUGUCUGCUCAUCCAAAAUCAUAACUUGUUAAACCCUCAGCUAUGUUAGAAUGGGUAAAUCCACCAAGAAAUUGACCAAAGUUGAUGGAGCUCCUUCUGUAGACCCACCUACCAAAUCUGUAAAGAGAGGCAAGAGAGAAGCUGAGGAGGCAAAUACUCAGAAGAUGAAAAGUAUCAAAGAGGAAAAAAGUACUUCAGAGGACACCUCUGCUUUAAAUUCUGAAGAAGAGCAGAAGGAUAAGCAGAGGACUUCUACCAAGGUAGAUUUGCAAUCAAAGAAAUCGCCAGCUACUGCUGCCAAAAAUGGUUCUGUUGCGGUUUUUAAGAAGAAAGAGAUGUCAGAAGAAGGAAGUUCAUCGGAUGACAAAGAUGAAAAUCAUGCAAAGGUGACUUCUCAAGCUAAAACAUUGCCAACUUCUGCUCCAAAGAAUGUUCCCAUGUUGGCCUCCAAGAAAGAAACUGAAACAACUCACAUCUCUGGGGAUAGUUAUUCUAAUGAGAAGGAAGAAACUGCUGCAGCACCUACAAAGAAAGCCAAUUCUAGUGAUAGUUCCUCUGAUAGUGACUCCAAAGAAGAAGAGGUUCCUACAAAGAGAGUAUUUCCUUCAAAAAGGCCAACUUCAACAAAUGAAACAAAGGAAUCCAAACAGCAGAAGAAGGAAAACCUUAAAGAAGAUGGCAACGAGGAUGAUCGUUAUGAGGAAAGUGAUGAUGAAGGGCCUCAAAAGAAAAAGUUGAAAGUUCCGCUGACUGGUGUACCAGUUGCUGGAAAACAAAGCACAAAAGCUAUGAAAAGGGGAGACAGCAGUGAUGAGGAAAAUUCUGAUAACGAGCCUAAAAAUGCGCCGCUAGUUAAGAAGCCUACCCAAGUUUCAAAGAAAAGCAAUAACUCUGAUGAGGAAUCUUCUGGAGAAGACACUUCCAAGAAAGAAGAGGAGCCACCUUCUAAAACUUUGAAGAAAAAUCUUACCAAAGUUAGAAAUGUAAGGAGUUUUGAGGAAUGUAGUUCGAGUGAAGACACUAAUGGGGAAGAAGAGAAUCUGCCUUCCAGAACUCCAAAGAAAAAUGAUGUAGAUGUAGAAAUGGAUGAUGUAGUCGCCAAAUCAGAGAUCAAGCAAGCUGAUACCAUUGAUUCCAGAUCUGAAAAAAAAGCAGCACAAAGUCAUGGCACUCCUGAACACGUGGGAUCAAAAACACUGUUUGUUGGCAACUUAUGCUUUUCUAUUGAAAGAGCUGAUCUGGAGAACUUUUUUAAAGAUGCAGGAGAAAUUGUUGACAUCCGUUUUGCAAUGGAUAAUGACAUUUUUAAGGGAUAUGGCCAUGUUGAUUUUGCCACAGUAGAAGCAACAAAAAAGGCCAUCAAGUUGGAUGGUAAAGAGAUAUUACGUCGCCGUGUGAGACUUGAUUUUGCCAGAGAAAGGGGCUCAUACACUUCAUUUCGCAGCAAGGAGAGAGACUCAUAUCAGAGGGGAGGGAGAGCUCAAGGGCUAACAAUAUUUAUACGAGGUUUUGAUAAAAGUGGUGGGGCCGAUGAGAUUAGAUGUGCAUUGGAAGAACAUUUUGGUUCUUGCGGAGAGUUUUCUAGAGUUUCCGUUCCAAAAGAUUAUAAUGGUGGUGUUAUAGGGUUUGCUUACAUUGACUUUAGGGACAGUGAUGGUUUCAACAAAGCUCUUGAACUCAAUGGAUCUGAACUUGCAGGCAGUACCUUGACAGUGGAAGAGGCAAAGCCACGUUUCAGAACUGGUGGUGGUUGGAGUGGUGCAAGAGGUACUGGUUGGAGUGGUGGAAGAGAUGCUGGUUGGAGUGGUGGAAGAGAUUCUCAUUGGAGUGGUGCAAGAGAUGCUGGUUGGAGUGGUGGAAGAGAUGCUGGUUUGAGUGGUGGAAGAUAUGCUGGUUGGAGUGGUGGAAGAGAUGCUGGUUGGAGUGGUGGAAGAGAUGCUCGCUGGAGUGGUGGAAGAGAUGCUGGUUGGAGUGGUGGAAGAGAUGCUUGCUGGAGUGGUGGAGGAGAUGCUGGUUUGAGUGGUGGAAGAGAUGCUCGUUGGAGUGGUGGAGGAGAUGCUGGUUUGAGUGGUGGAAGAGAUACUGGUUGGAGUGGUGGAAGAGAUGCUCGCUGGAGUGGUGGAGGAGAUGCUGUUUUGAGUGGUGGAAAAGAUGCUGGUUGGAGUGGUGGAAGAGAUGCUCGCUGGAGUGGUGGAAGAGAUACUGGUUUGAGUGGUGGAAGAGAUGCUGGUUUGAGUGGUGGAAGAGAUGCUGGUUCUCAGUUUGGUGGUAGACGUGGAGGUGGCUGGUUUGGUAAUGGUGGCAGAUGAUGUGGAACACCCAUCAGACCAAGCUUGUGUAGGCCUUACUGGGAGGAAGACCACUUUUGAUGAAGAGUGGACUAUCAUCCAACACAAGGAAAAGAGUUGGGAUUGCGUGUUUUGUUUUUUGUUUCUUGAUAUUCCCUCUUCAUGCUUGAAAUAUCCUCUUUUUGUAUCUGUUUAAGUUUUGGGGAGAACAAUAUCUGAGGUUAACGAGGGCAUCUGUAAAUUUGAUAUGUAUGGUUUUUGGUGAAUGAUGUCUGUAUUUAGUCCAUUCAGUCUCCAUUAUUAGUUGAUAGACAUGUCCGAGUGUAACAUAGAUAUCAUAGUCAUGUCGUCUACUUUGCUGAAAGCAUCAAGGGCAUGAUGAAUCAAUCUUUCAUGAUAUGAUCGACAAUUCAUCCCCACUUGGCGGUUGAAGCCGCCCUCACCAUCUGUUGAUAGCGGCACAUUUGCAUCCAAAUUGAGCAUUUGGUCUGGGAUUUGGAUUUGGAUCCUCUCCGGUGGAGCAGUCAUUCUUUUCUGUCAAGUUAGCGAUGCAGGUUGGAAUUUUUAAUCGACUUUUCAAAAUUUUGCCCUUGAAUGGUAGGAUGGACAUUCGGUGCCUAGACAAACUGUAUCAGUUUACAGAGUGAGUGCAAAUCCUAUUCGUUACGCAAGUCUGUGAUUUAAAUUUUACUCGUGUCAUGGGAUGGGAUUAGUACGGGUCAAAAUUUUUGUAGAUUGUCUCACGAACUUGAUGGAACAGGAACAUAAGAGAAUUCUCCAUGGCAAGAGAUUAAGAUCGAAGUCUCCAAUCAACCACGCAACACAAUGGGUCCUUGUUUGAGCCUCUCGGGUCCAAUCAAAACUUCGAGACACUUUUCUGUGUCUGUCGUGGGGUGGGGGGAAAUCAUGGAUUCUUUUCCUCUACUUGCUGAUAAGCCUUGCACUUUCUGGUUGGUGGCUUAAAUGUAAAAUAUUGUUUAGAAAAUAUUUUUAUUUUUUAUUUUUUGGUA
Molecule: messenger RNA, 3575 nt
Organism: Cornus florida
Lineage: Eukaryota; Viridiplantae; Streptophyta; Magnoliopsida; Cornales; Cornaceae
Product: nucleolin 1-like
Exons: 19
Coding region: 328-2586 (752 amino acids)
Molecular function (GO): RNA binding
Source: RefSeq, a predicted model, not a curated record